This is a messenger RNA of Epithele typhae, 1047 nucleotides long. Its product is annotated as snare associated Golgi protein-domain-containing protein. The transcript has 7 exons. The record is from RefSeq and is a predicted model, not a curated record. The coding region runs from base 1 to 1047 and encodes 348 amino acids. NCBI's taxonomy places the organism in Eukaryota, Fungi, Basidiomycota, Agaricomycetes, Polyporales, Epitheliaceae.
AUGAGCCCGCCUCCAUUAUUCGUACCCCAGCCGGCCAGGGGCGGAUUUGCUCCCCAAUACGGUUACCCACCGCCAGUACAUGCGGGAUACGACCCGUACCUCGAGCCGACAGCACAAUCCUACGUGCGCCCGUCCUCGGAUGUCGUCGCACCCCUCAACCCGCCCCACGGCGGUUACAAGGGGAACCAGAUACCCGUCGACUAUCGCGUUGCUGCUGCGCGCACCCCCAGUCCGACUCCGAGCGAGGCAGACGCACUCACGGACAAGCAGCGGAAAUCCAAAGGCCUGAGGCAGUAUCUCAACGCAGAGUGGUUGAAGGAACCCCGCAACCUCUUCACCGCAGUCGUCACCCUCGUCCUAAUCGGCGCGGUGAUUGCGUUCGUCGCGCUGCAAAGCACGAUCAUCAACGCGAUGAAGCCCGCGACGAAUUGGCUGCUCAAUACGCCUGGCGCGUGGACCGUUCCCAUCGGGAUUAUGAUCAUACUCUCUUUCCCUCCGCUCUUCGGCCAUGAGCUUGUUGCGCUCUUCACGGGCGUCGUUUGGGGUCCUUGGGUAGGUUUCGGCAUCGUCGCGGCAGGAACCAUCUUGGGCGAGCUCUGCACCUACUUCGCCUUCAAGUACUGCUGCUCAAAGCGUGCACAAAAGCAGGAGGAGAAGAACCUCAAAUAUGCGCUCACCGCCGAAGUUAUCAGGGAAGGCGGCCUGCUCAUCGCCAUCAUAGUCCGCUAUAGCGCCCUCCCCGGCCACAUGGCGACCGCGAUGUUUGCGACUUGCGGCAUGUCCGUGUGGACCUUCUUCCUCGCCACCUUCAUCUCUCUCCCCAAACAGUUCGCUGCCGUCUACCUCGGCUACUCCGAAAACGUCUCGAAGGACGACGCCAACUCCAAGCACACCAAGGUCGUCAAGAUCGUCGUCAUUACCGCCACCGUCUUGGUCACGAUAUUCGCGAUGCGCUUCAUCAACGCGCGCAUCGAGGCGAUCAAGGUCGGCUUCAUCUACCGGCGCCGCAAGGCGCGCCAGGCGAAGCUAUCAGCUGGGCGUGAAUAG